UUGGCCGUCACACAGCUCAGAGAAUGACUCUGCUGCCAUCUCAGCAGAGGAACAACGGAGUCUGUGACAAAGCUUCCCCAACGCUGCCCCGGGGACCAUACAUGUGGAGGGAAGGGAUGGAAGAAAGUUAUGAGACAUUGGAGGAGGAGUUAGGGACAUCAAGAGCAGAUCCUGCUCCACACAAGACUGUUCGACAGAUCCGCAGACCAGAAAUGUAUGCUGCAAGGAAAAUCCGAGAGGAAAUGGCUCCAGCUUCACAACAACCAAGGGCAGAACCCAAGACUUUGCUCAGAGAACCCAGCUUCCCUAGAACACCAUCCUUGCCAAAAACCUUGUCCGCCCAAAUCCCGGCCCAGAUAGAAACACCGUGGGAGAACGUCACUCUGAACCGAUGUCUGUUUGUGGCCAUCACCAUCCUCUGUUUAUCAAGUGUUCCAGUUUGAAAUGUGAAGCCGAAAAUCUUUGUAUUUUAAUCAACAUUUUUGAUCCCUUCUCUUUCAUCCGAGAGCUGCUUUGAAAAAAUAAAAAGGUCUUUGUGAA
Molecule: messenger RNA, 540 nt
Organism: Platichthys flesus (European flounder)
Lineage: Eukaryota; Metazoa; Chordata; Actinopteri; Pleuronectiformes; Pleuronectidae
Product: junctional sarcoplasmic reticulum protein 1
Source: RefSeq, a predicted model, not a curated record